This is a messenger RNA of Acanthoscelides obtectus, 186 nucleotides long. Lineage: Eukaryota; Metazoa; Arthropoda; Insecta; Coleoptera; Chrysomelidae. The record is from the annotation of a GenBank genome assembly.
AUGGGACCUAUUUCCAGUAGCAGCAUUAUUCUUGAAUUUCUGGACGCCUUGAAUAAUAAAAAGAAGCCAAACUCUGGUGAUACAUCGACUAUCGAAGCAGCCUUUUUCAUAGUGUAUAUACGUCGAUUAAUUAACAGAUUUGGGUUGACUUCCGACGAGCAGGAAGAUAGAAAGAGCGAAAGAUAA